Maudiozyma saulgeensis is the source of this 711-nucleotide messenger RNA. NCBI's taxonomy places the organism in Eukaryota, Fungi, Ascomycota, Saccharomycetes, Saccharomycetales, Saccharomycetaceae. The record is from the annotation of a GenBank genome assembly.
AUGGAACACAAGGAAGAAACUUUUGAAGCAUCCUAUGCGAUCAAUACGCCAAAGGAAGUCAAUGAAACUGUUGUGAAGCAAUGUUUACCAAUUGAUCAAUUUCAAAGUUAUGAAGUAGAUUCAGAGAGAAAAAUGGUUGGUAUCACUAGUGGUGUUGCUCCUAGUGAUAUCAUUGCAGCAUUCCAGAAAUGUGGUAUGGACGCUAUAUUGAGAGGCUCUGGUAAACCAAAUUCUUCUGCUGUGACUAUUUUAGAAGAUUUCUCUCAACAAGUUGGCAGUACUGUAGAAGGUUUAGUACGUAUUGUACAAGUUACCGAUAAUAAGACUUUAUUUGACGUUACUAUCAAUGGUGAAGAUUUACCAGCUGGUAAUUACUCUGUUUCUAUUAAUGAAAAUGGUGAUAUUUCAAAAGGUUUACAAUCUACAGGAAAUACAUUUUUCAAAUUUCCUGAAACCUUGAAAUGUAUUAAACAAGCCGAUGGAAUCGUCACAGGUCACGCCUUCUGGAGUGGUUCAAUGAAGGCAUGGGAGAUAAUAGGUCGUAGUAUUGUCUUGAAACAGUUAACUAAUGAUGUUUCUUCAGGUAAAGAAAUCGGUGGUGUUAUCGCUAGAAGUGCUGGUGCAUGGGAGAACGACAAACAAGUCUGUGCUUGCACAGGUAAGACAGUCUGGCAAGAAAGAAAGGACGCCCGUGAACAAAACAUCAACUGA